AUGGUUUCCCCACAGGCCAACGGCACCCGUGUGCCAAUGGAGAUCGUGCUGUUGCACAGGGUGGGCUCCGGCUGCCGUGGCGUUAUCCACCUCCUCGACUGGUUCGAGCUGCCCGACAGCUUCGUGCUGGUCUUGGAGCGCCCGGAGCCGUCCCAGGACCUCUUCGAUUUCAUCACGGAGAGGGGGUCCCUGUCCGAGGAGCUGGCGCGAGGUCUGUUCCGCCAGGUGCUGGAGGCUGUCCGGCACUGUAACAACUGCGGCGUCCUGCACCGUGACAUCAAGGACGAGAACAUCAUCAUCGACCUCGCCACCGGUGAGCUUAAGCUCAUCGACUUCGGCUCCGGCACGAUCCUCAAGGACACCGUGUACACCGAGUUUGACG
Messenger RNA from Leptosomus discolor (cuckoo roller), 382 nucleotides. The record is from RefSeq and is a predicted model, not a curated record. Lineage: Eukaryota; Metazoa; Chordata; Aves; Leptosomiformes; Leptosomidae.